GUAACCGGACUCCAGCCAACAGACACCGAACAGAGCCCAUACUACUACACCUUCAAAGUGCAAUGUACCUCUUGUCGCGAGACGCACCCGAAUUGGGUCAGCUUCAACCGUUUUGAACAAACUGAAAUCCCGGGAAGUCGGGGCGAAGCUAACUUUGUGUGGAAGUGCAAGCUGUGCCAGAAAACACACUCUGCGUCUAUAAUCGCAGGUCCGAAUGCGUAUGAGGCCGAUGAUAAACGCCCCGCGAAGAAGGUGAUUGACCUUGACUGUCGCGGGUUGGAGUUUACUGAGUUCAAGCCUGAUGGCGAGUGGGAAGCCAAAGGAGUCGAGUCUGGCUCUCCAUUUACGGGCAUUGAUCUCUUCGAGGAGGAAGAGUGGUAUGAUUAUGAUGAAAAGGCUGGCGAGGAGGUUUCCAUCAAGGAUGUUAAGUGGGAGAUUAAGAGGGGAUAG
Messenger RNA from Aspergillus wentii DTO 134E9, 450 nucleotides. Its product is annotated as CXXC motif containing zinc binding protein. The transcript is spliced from 4 exons. The annotation marks the transcript as partial. NCBI's taxonomy places the organism in Eukaryota, Fungi, Ascomycota, Eurotiomycetes, Eurotiales, Aspergillaceae. The record is from RefSeq and is a predicted model, not a curated record. Gene Ontology annotation, molecular function: zinc ion binding.